AUGGAAGAGGGAGUCUCCAGACGGACUGGUCAGUUAAGAGACAUAUUUUGACGGGGGAAUAAAUCUUGUUCUAUCUCUGUUCCUCACCUGUCUUUCAGAUGCUUCACCUGACAACAGGACGCGUGGCGUGCUUGCUUUCGAAGCGAGCGGUGGUGGCACUGACGAACAGUGGCGCGAGGAUGUCAAGCCAUGGCCACCACGGUACUAUUCUUUCAUGUUCAUUGCACUGCAUGCAUAAUUGUCUGUAGGAAAAAAAAAAAGUUUAUUUUCAAUUCAACUGUAUCAAAAAAGUAUUACAAUACACGUACGCCUAGUUUGUUGUGUAGGCCUACUUGUAUUCAAGCAAGGUGAAUUUGAAAUGAUAUCGCCUGCUGCGGAGCAGGGUGAAAUUUUUUACAUUUACAUUUUCGUCAUUUAGCAGACGCUCUUAUCCAGAGCGACUUACAGGAGCAAUUAGGGUUAAGUGCCUUGCUCAAGGGCACAUCGACAGAUUUUUCACCUAGUUGGCUCGGGGAUUAGUACCAGCGACCUUUCGGUUACUGGCACAACACUCUUAACCACUAAGCUACCUGCCGAAAUCAGCAAGCUUACUGCAUUUAAACAUUUUGCCAUUGUGCAGACUGAAAAAUGUGCUGUUUUAUAAUGCUAUUCUACACAUUUUAUCAUGAGGCUAAGAGAAAAUGUUACCAGUUUAAAGCACAUUUCCUGCAAUUCUACACUUUUUAUCAUGGGGCAGAGAUUUUUUUUGCUGUUUAAUAGCUCAGCUCAUGCUUUUGUUCACAUUUUGUCAUAGAAUUUUGCACCUUCAAAAGCACAUUUCCUGCAAUUCUACUCAUUUUGCUACCAUAUGCUAUCUGGGGGCCCUGGUGCAUGUGCCCUGUGUCGCAUAGGAGUGACACAAUCUGACGUAAGACAAUGCUCUGAGGUCUAUAAACCUCUAAACCCCACCUUACCACCUCUCCCUUUACCUCAACCUCCCCCUCACAUAUCUCAUCUCCUAUCUCUCCUGUACUGUAGAGGUGUCCGACUCAGUGGACAUGUCACAGCCAAUGUACUGGGAUCGUCUGGACACCCCUCUGCCAGACAGACCAUGGAAGGAUGUCCUCGACUCUACGGAUAAGAGCCUGAAACAGAAGGAGAAGGGUCCCUGGACUGCACUGUCCAAGGAGGAGAAAAUUGCCUGUAAGCCCCUCCCCCUCGCAUUCCUUCUCAUGUCACAGCCUUCAAUCCUGCUAUUCUUAAAAUGUCUCCCUCUUUAUCCCAGUGUACAGGCUGAAGUUCAACCACACCUAUCCUGAGAUGAAGAGGCCCUCCCAUGAGUGGAAGACUGUCAUCGGUGGGAUGUUCAUCUUCUUUGGCAUCACUGGUCUGGUGGUCUUUUGGCAGGGCCACUAUGGUAAGACUUCUCAUGGUUGAUUGCUAAAAUUGAUAGACUUCCUCAAGCCAGUAUGACACAUGGAUGGGCGAUUGUUCCAUCCUCAAACUUGCUGUUCCUUUUUUAUCCUUUGUGUGUCCCACAGUGUACCCACCCCAACCUCAUACCUUUGGUGAGGAGUGGCAGGCUAAGCAGAUCCAGAGGAUGCUGGAUAUGCGGGUCAACCCAAUUGAGGGCUUCUCUGCCCAGUGGGACUACAAGAACAAACAAUGGAAGUAAAGGAAGGGAAUAGACCACUGCUGGAAGGAGGAACGGUUCGACUUGACACCUUGAGCCUCUGUUCAGCCAACAGCCUCCCCUCCCACCAUAGCGGCAAUCCAUCUGAAUCCAUUCUUACUGUUGAAGUAAUAAAUGACUAAAAACUGUUUGUUUCCUUCUCUCUGAGAAAAUAAGAGUAAUAUUAUGGGCUGCUUGUCCUCAACCUAAUUUCUGCUUUAGUGUUCCUGUGGUAGUGUGUCUGGUUUGGCCCCAAGUGAGUAUUGUGAGAUGUACCAUUGCCUUGGUGGUCCUGACACAUUCAACACUAACUAAAAACACAGUAGCCUAUAUUUGUUUUAUCCUCUUGCUGUGAAACUCUUGAAAGCAUAUUUUUUAAGGGAAUUUCUACUCUAAAAUGGUCCACCGUAUUGCAUGUAUAAAAACUGUAUUACUCCAUGACAACAAAAUAAAAUCAUAAUCCUUGUACCUUUUUGUGUUUUCCUUCCAUAAAUUCUGUCCUAACAUUGCAAAGAAUAUGACCAUUUUCAGUAGAAAACUAUUAAAUAGUCUAGGUGUGAAGAUGGAUGGCAAACAAGUUAAAGAUCAUGUAUGGCCUGAGACUCUGAGCAUCAUUACUACAGGUAAGGGACACCAUUAAAUUAACUUACAGAAUAAUAUUCAUUUGGAUGUUCUCUCCUUUAGGAUCAAGUCAUUAAUAUUUUAGAGUUUUCCUCAAUGGAUGUCUUCUUGCCUUUCCCCUUAUCCCUCCCAAACCACCAAAAUAAAAUGUCAGUGUUCCAAAUUGGUCUUUAUUCAGUUGCACGUAAAUCUAAGACAUUACAUUGGAAUAGUAAGACAUAGAAACAGACCAUUCAACGUGGCGUUUCUAGUUGUUUCUCUAUAAAAAAACGCAAAACAAAACACAAUGAAUUACAAAUGCACAAUGCAAAGAUGAAAUUUAAGACCAUUUGAAUGGACACAAUAUGCUUUACACCAAAUAUCAUAAAUAACAUUUUAAAGUCAUCAGAAAAGUAUCUUAAAUGUUACUAAGCUAUGAUACUAUUCUAAUUAUUAUUUAACCGGCUUUAACACAGUUGCAGCCGACAGUAUUUUUCAGUUACAACACGUUUCUGGCGUCCUUCUUCGGUUACACACAGGUGCUCCGAGCGCGCUAGCUCUCGAAAACCCGGUUAGCUUCCCCCACGGCUGGGCGUGUGAACUACAAUUCCGACGCUGUGUUAGAAACGUCAAAAAUCAUCGCUUGCAAAACAGUUUUUGAAACAUAUGGCCCUUAUCUUUCAUAUCAGCGAGAAAGAAUCUUUCAAAUAAAAAAUUACACUUAUCGUAACGUUAGCAGAUUUGCAGUGAUCCAUACACUAUUUGUGCCUCCAGUUGACCAACUGCGCUUCCUCCCCAGUUACGUUUACACACAGGUGUUCAGGGCACGCUAGAUAGCUCCGUAAACAAGCGCUGUAACAUGGAGAUAUGGCCGUAAGGAAACACUAACCCUUUCUUCUUCGAUGAGGUUUAACGGCGGUUGGCAUCCAAUACAUGUUGCAUUACCGCCACCCACUAGACUGGAGUAUAACGUCUUCUUCUUCUUCUUCUGUGGGUUUUAUGGCGGACAACCCUUUUCACAGCUUGUGCAUAUGAAAUGCUCUGUACAACCCUGACUUUGGACACGUCAUUCUCUUUUACCCUUGUGGGGCAUUCAGAAGACGUGGCUUCAUGAUUCCCACCGCAAUUACAACAUGUCACGUUUUCUUCACUUUUAUAACACAUAAUAUGAUCUUUUCCACAUCUUGUACAUCUCGGCUUCUCCCUUCUGCAAACACUUUCUACAUGACCAAAAUGUUUACAAUGUUCACACUGCAUUGUUCUUGGGAUAAUUGCUCUAACUCUGUAGUUAAUAUAUCCUAACCGCACUUCAUUAGGGAAAGACUCCAUUUCAAAAAACAAAAGAACAGAAACUCUUCACUUUUUCCCAAUUCACCACUCGAUUCAUCCGACGUGCUUCAAUCACUCCAGGAAUAUAUUUCAUCUCUUCCAAAUCUACUUCCCACGAAACGUCAGAUAACACCCUUAAUGGGUGCCCUGUUCCGAAGCGACACACACAACACUUCAAACUUCUCAAAUCGAUUAACACACAACGCACGUUCCUUCUGAUUCGCAGAAUCACAAAAUAUCAAAACAAGGCCGCCUCUCGUGAUCCUCACAAACUUCACUUUAACCAGAACUCUCUCCAGUUUGGAUAACUCAGAUGGUUUCUUCAAGAUUGGUACUCUGCUCAGCUGCUCCUUAUUAACAAACCGUACUCCUACUACGAAGGGUCAUUCUCAUCACUGUACCCUACUUUGCUCCGUUUUCCAUUAUUUUGAACAAUACUCCAAUUAUCCUUGAUUCUACCGCCAUUGUAUUCAGAUUCCACUUCAUCAUCCGCUUCCGCCAUCUUCCCUCUCGUCAGAAAAACUCGAAAUCAUCUACCCUUCCUCACAACAAUCCCAAACGACCACAAAGCCUCUUGAGCUGCUGUUAGCUAAUUUGACAAAGCUAUCGCGCUAGGAACAAGCAAAACAACCUCUGAUUCGUAUGUCGUGACAAGACACGCCUCCAAUGAGUCUGAGCGGAGUAUAACUUCCUUAUACUUUGCUUUAAAAAUAAUAAUAAUAAAUACAAUUUAAAAAAAGAAAUAAUACUACUAAUACCCUACCAUCUAACACUACACUCACAAAACAUUAAAAAGUAAUAAUAAUACAUUCCAUACUCCACUAGCCUGAAAGGAUGGGCCACUUAACACACCCAGUAACUCUUCUGAUGUCAAGUCUCGUACAGCCAAAUACCUCUCUGCAGCUGCCAUCACAACCUCUAUUUUCUGCGACUUACGUUCCAUCCCUGCAGUACAGUUGAUAACCAUCGUUAUAAAUGCCAAAAAUUAAAUCUUACUGAAACAUAUCACUUGUUGGUUUAUCCUGCUGUACUGGUACAGAUCUACUACUCACACCACUCCUCUCAGGAUCCCUCCCCCUUGACCCAUCUUCCUCUACUUUCUUCACUGCCUCAGCAUAUGACAACUUCUGCACUACUCUAACCCUGGAAACCUCAACCUUCCUCCCUCGCAUGGGACAUUUCUGAUCCCCAGCCCCAUAGGCACCCCUACAAUUAACACAUACCACUACUUUCCCCAAUGCUACACAUUCCUUUGUCUCAUGCCCUUCUGCACACUUCUCACACCUAGGAACCUCCCUCCUACACACUGCUGCCACAUGCCCAUAAGCUUGACACCUGUAACAACAUAAUGUAUUCGGCACAAAAGCUCGUACAGGAUAACUUAUCCUAACAUCACUUUGUCGGGCAAAGACUCAACAUCAAAACUCAAAAGAACAGACAAUGACUCUGUUUCUCCACUCACGCCACCCUGUCUGCGUCGUACCAAACGACAAGCAUCACAAACACCGGGAAUCUUCCCCUUCAGUUGGUCAGCUUUCACAUUUACUGCUAUCCCAGUAAUCACUACUUUCAAUGGCGCGCUUUUCUUGAGAGCAAAAACAAUUCACAUCUCUUUCCCCCAUUAGUUUAACACGGAGCGCCUGCUCCCUCUAACCAGCAGAAACACAAACAAUUAUCACAAGACCACUUCUGGUUACCCUCACCGAUUCCACAGCACCCAACUCUGUUUUCACCCACCCUGAAACCACAAAUGGAUCAGCCAAAAGGCAAGGGUCCACUUUUUCCAAAAACGUCACUCCUACUUUUACAGACUCAUCUUUAUCCUGACCCUCGGUGCAAGCCUCGGGCUCCGAGAACUUCACCACACCUACCACCUCUGAUACUUCGCCCUCAUUCACUUCCAUUUCUCCUCCUGUCUUCAACUCACUCUGCUUACACUUUCUACAAUUUUUCUUUAACAAACCAUCUCCCUUUUUUCUGCCAUUUUUAACCGACUCAAGCUCACCCUCUUCCUCCCUCUCUCUCUUAGACCUCCUCUGCCUCUCUUUUUCCCUCCAUUCCUCCUCCGUAUUCCAAGUAUAACUCUCAUUAUGAUAAUACUGCACUUCUCCUGACAUACAUCUUGUUCUUGCCUUGUCAAGGGACACCAUUUAAUCGGCUGUCACAAUCUCCGUACAAAUCAGCACAAACCCCUCGGGAUCAACCCUUUAAUGGUGUGUAGUAAUUUAACCUUUUGUUAUUUCUCUCUGAUUUGUAAGUUCCGCAUCCACUAUUGGAAGGAGGGAAACCCAAAACGGAAAAGGUAAAUAAACAAAAUACAAAAAUAAAAUAACAAAUGAAAAUCAGAUGUUGCCACCACAACAUCUAUUUUCUGGGAUUUACGUUGCUAUGAACACUAAUAAACCAACCUUACUGAAGCAUAUAUCACUCGUUGGCCUAUCCCUCUGUGCUGGCACAGAUCUACUACUCACAGGAUCCUUUGACCAAUCCUCCUCUACUUUCUUCACUGCCUCAGCAUAAAACACCUUCUGCACUACUCGGACUCUAGACACCUCAACCUGCCUCUCUCACACCUGACACUUCCGAUCCCCAUCAACAUGGGCAGCCCUACAGUUGACACACACAACUUUAUCCACCGAAACUACACAAUCCUGUGUCCCAUGCCCUCUUGCACACUUCCCACAUCUUGGAAUCUCCCUCCUACAAACUGCUGCGAUGUGACCAUAAACGUUGCACCUGAAACAGUGCAGUGGAUUCGCCACAAAAGCUCUAACAGGAUAACUGAUAUGUCCUAACAUGACUUUGUCGGGUAAAGACUCAGACUCAAAACUCAAAAGGACUGACAGUGACUCCUAUGUUUCACCACGCUCACCACCUGGUCUGCGUCGCACCAAACGACGGGCAUCACAAACACCAGGAAUCUUCAACUGCUCCACCUCCACACUUAACUCUACCCCAGAAAUCACUCCUUUCAAUGGUGCCCUGUUCCUAAGAGCCAAGUUGCGUGACACGGAACGCCCGCUCCCUCUGGUCAGAAGAAACACAAACAAAUAUCACAAGUCCAUUACAGGUUACCUUCACUGAUUCAACUGCACCCAACUCCUUUCCCACCAAGCUGUGCGAGCUGUCCAUCCCAGGACUCAUGUUUGCCCAGUGUGAGAGGCCUGACAAGGAGGAGGCCAUAGCUGGAUUUGUCUCCCGCUUCAAUCUUGGGGUUGACUGAAGCCAAGUGGGUGACUGAAGCCUGCCUGAUUGAAACAGGGUACAUGGGUCCCCCUCGUCUCCCACUCCCCUCCCCAUCAAUCUCUGUAGUUGGUUGCAUUUCCUAAAGCCUAAGUAAUUCACUUUUACGUGAUAUGAUAUCACAGUUUGUUACUUUGUGUUUUUUUUCUUUUUAAGCAUUCGGAUGGGAGAUGAGUGUUACAAAUUGUCCGACUCAAUGGGUCCUGCACACUGUAGGGUGGCCGGGUGCCUAUAUUAGGCUUAUGGCUCUAAUAUUCUUUUUUGGGGCCAAAUAAUGUCUCACCAUUAUUUCUCACCUUUAUUUCUCAUGAGUGUUCAUUUUGAUCAAUAUUUUGGCUGUGCUGGCCUAUUGUAAAUGAUCAAAUAAAUGUCUGAUCAAUUUAUACAAUUCUGAACAUAUUGUAAUUUAUAAUGCUAAUGCAGAGGCACCAAUAAAUUGUCCAGUACAGUUAUUGUAUGCUGUUUUCAUAUACAUUCCCUUAUGUCUAAGCUUCUAAGGUGACUCAGGCUUGACUAUUCUUGUGAAAAAUGUAUCAGUGAACUGUAUUCUGUAAUUAAUUACAAAACAAUAAAAACCAACAUUCUUUCCUAUUGUAAGAGGCAACUUGGUCGUCAUUUUUUUUGUUUCACAGAAAUAACAAAACAUGCCGAAAAGCUGCUUUGUUUAACAGUACAUGUAGCCAGGUCAGAAAUGUCUACCUAUGGUUCGCAAUGCUCCCAUUAAGAAAAUAGAGCCUGCGAGAAGAGCCCUGUGCCUUCAGGCAAAUGGAUGUGGGAGAGUGUGAAAUGUGCGGACGCGGUGUCCAAGUAGGCUACACGUAGCUGUGUGUGUGGAAAACAUUUAAUCACAGGUAAGACAUUUAACUUGUUUAGUACAGUCUAUUUGUAAAUCCCCUCACUACUUGUAGCUGUAUAGUCCGUUUGUUGUUGUUGUUGGUCUUGGCUAGCUUAAUGUUUUGGUCGGUAGCUAGCUAGUACUCACUCACUCAAGUGGUUGCUAGCAUCGUCAUGAAAAGGGGCAUGAGGGAAGCCCUACAAUAUUACGUUUUUCUAAGUAGUGAGAACACUAGGAAGUAGACAAUGUUGAAAAGUAAUCUUUAGACAUGUUGUACUUUUCUUAAAUUGAGUUUUGUAAUUGACUAAAAUCAGACAACAAGAAAAUUGCAUUUGAAAAGGGUCAAGUUUUUGCUGUGAGCCAAUGGGGUAACCUAGGUAACCACAGGUUGUUUUCCCCACAGGUGGACAGGGUCGCACAUUCUAUCUAAUACUGACUGGGUCUAUACUAUUUAGGCUCGGAAUUACGUGGCCCAUUGUUUACCUGGUCAUCAAUGACAUGCGGCCCAUUGUUUACCUUGUUACCUGGCAACGACCACAAGGGUGUUUCAAACAGAUGUCAGUCAAGGCGAGCUCAUGAAUAUAAACUCCCCGCCCACUCAGCAAGUUCUUUCAGGCUUCCUGAUAGUUAGAUGGCAGAAAAGGUACAAUUUCUUCAAUUCUGAGCAUUUUAAUAGUGUAAAAAUACACUGCUCAAAAAAAUUAAGGGAACACUUAAACAACACAAUGUAACUCCAAGUCAAUCACACUUCUGUGAAAUCAAACUGUCCACUUAGGAAGCAACACUGAUUGACAAUACAUUUCACAUGCUGUUGUGCAAAUGGAAUUGACAACAGGUGGAAAUUAUAGGCAAUUAGCAAGACACCCCCAAUAAAGGACUGGUUUUGCAGGUGGUGACCACAGACCACUUCUCAGUUCCUAUGCUUCUUGGCUGAUGUUUUGGUCACUUUUGAAUGCUGGCGGUGCUUUCACUCUAGUGGUAGCAUGAGACGGAGUCUACAACCCACACAAGUGGCUCAGGUAGUGCAGCUCAUCCAGGAUGGCACAUCAAUGCGAGCUGUGGCAAGAAGGUUUGCUGUGUCUGUCAGCGUAGUGUCCAGAGCAUGGAGGCGCUACCAGGAGACAGGCCAGUACAUCAGGAGACGUGGAGGAGGCCGUAGGAGGGCAACAACCCAGCAGCAGGACUGCUACCUCCGCCUUUGUGCAAGGAGGAGCAGGAGGAGCACUGCCAGAGCCCUGCAAAAUGACCUCCAGCAGGCCACAAAUGUGCAUGUGUCUGCUCAAACGGUCAGAAACAGACUCCAUGAGAGUGGUAUGAGGGCCCGACGUCCACAGGUGGGGGUUGUGCUUACAGCCCAACACCGUGCAGGACGUUUGGCAUUUGCCAGAGAACACCAAGAUUGGCAAAUUCGCCACUGGCGCCCUGUGCUCUUCACAGAUGAAAGCAGGUGCACACUGAGCACGUGACAGAGUCUGGAGACGCCGUGGAGAACGUUCUGCUGCCUGCAACAUCCUCCAGCAUGACCGGUUUGGCGGUGGGUCAGUCAUGGUGUGGGGUGGCAUUUCUUUGGGGGGCCGCACAGCCCUCCAUGUGCUCGCCAGAGGUAGCCUGACUGCCAUUAGGUACCGAGAUGAGAUCCUCAAACCCCUUGUGAGACCAUAUGCUGGUGCAGUUGGCCCUGGGUUCCUCCUAAUACAAGACAAUGCUAGACCUCAUGUGGCUGGAGUGUGUCAGCAGUUCCUGCAAGAGGAAGGCAUUGAUGCUAUGGACCGCCCGUUCCCCAGACCUGAAUCCAAUUGAGCACAUCUGGGACAUCAUGUCUCGCUCCAUCCACCAACGCCACGUUGCACCACAGACUGUCCAGGAGUUGGCGGAUGCUUUAGUCCAGGUCUGGGAGGAGAUCCCUCAGGAGACCAUCCGCCACCUCAUCAGGAGCAUGCCCAGGCAUGGAAGGGAGGUCAUACAGGCACGUGGAGGCCACACACACUACUGAGCCUCAUUUUGACUUGUUUUAAGGACAUUACAUCAAAGUUGGAUCAGCCUGUAGUGUGGUUUUCCACUUUCAUUUUGAGGGUGACUCCAAAUCCAGACCUCCAUGGGUUGAUACAUUUGAUUUCCAUUGAUAAUUUUUUUGUGAUUUUGUUGUCAGCACAUUCAACUAUGUAAAGAAAAAAGUAUUUAAUAAGAUUAUUUCAUUCAUUCAGAUCUAGGAUGUAUUAUUUUAGUGUUCCCUUUAUUUUUUUGAGCAGUGUAUUAUGGGUGAUGUUUUGGUCAUGCAAAGGCUAUUUUUACUUGGGAAAUAGGAUGACUGUGUGGGACCUUUAAUCCACUCAUAUCAGUAAAACAAAAUACAAAACAAAAACAAAAAACCCUCAGUCCUUCGAAAUACACUCAGAGCACUACUCAGAUGUGACAUGAGAGGAUGGAACUGCUGCUCCAGUCAGUAAGGCAUGCAGCCAUGCAUCCUUCAUUCCCAAGAAGCGUUCAGCUGCUGAUACGAUGAUAUCGAUCUUUCUUGAGUUCUUAUCCACUCCUGCAGUGCAGUUUAUCAACAUAGCAAUAAAUGCCAAACUAUCUACUUUCUUCAUGAUAAGGGUAUCUGGAUCCUGCACCUUGCAAAUGGCACCCACAGCACUGGACUGUGGUGUCUCCAGGACAACCAAACCACUAGAACCUUCUUUAAUUUUCUAGCUGCCUCUUCAUAGGAGACAUGCUGAACAUCUCUUAUCCUAGCCAUCUCUGCCUCCUUCACCCUUACAGGACAUUCAGGGAACUCAUGUGCAUGCUUCCCACCACAAUUGCAAUAUUCAACGUCAUCAUCUUCUGCAGCAAAAUAAUCACUCAAGUCAUACUCUCUGCAAACACUUGACACAAUGUCAUGCCCAAACACUUUGCAUUUGGAACACUGCAGUAACCUGGGGACAAAUGCCUUCACAGGGUAACUCACAUAUCCCAUCUUGAUAUGUGUAGGGAGCGACUCCUCAUCAAAAAACAGUAACACAGACGUACUCUUUAUCUUCUUUCCAUUGAACAUACGUGUCAAUCGUCAAGUCCCAACUACUUCAGAAUUGUUAAUCUUGAUCUUCUCAGCCCCAACCCACAAAGACUCCAGAAAUAGCACCAUUGAUUGGCUCCGAAAAUAGAAAGCAUUCACCUCUUUCUCCUUGAUUCUGUGGGGCGCAAUACACGCUCCUUUUGUUCUACCGACACAAAACAUCAAUAAAAUUCCACUCCUGGUCCCCCUCACAGAAUCCACAGAACCCAUCAGUUUCUUCACCAUCUUGGCAACAUCAAAGCGGAUCUCCCAGGUACAUCUUCUUAUCCUCAAACUGCACUCCUACAAAAACUGUGAAGUAGUUGCGCCAUGAGCAGUAGGCUAACUAGACAGCGUUUUAACUGUGAUUUUAGCUCUCUUUAUCCAUGCUUAGGCGACUAUAGUCCAUCCAGUAUUCUCAUCACCCUCAUUGUCAUCUUUGCUAGCGCCAUCAGAUUCAAACUCAGUAUCGGCUUCCGCCAUUCUCUCUCACACUGACAGAUCGCAACAUCUAUGGUUGGUGCAGCUCCCCUCAGCUACGGAUGUGGAAUGGCUCCAAUGCCAUUGGAGUCAUGAGAAGGGCUAGCCUUGCACAGGUGAGAGUGAUUGGUCAAUCAGUGCAUAGCCUAUAAACAGGUGUCAGAAGAAAUUCUUAAUCACUAUUUGAAGGUGAGCUUGUGCUUUUGGGCUGUAACUUCAGUAGCCAGUUACUUAGCCUAUGGAUUUGACUUGAGCUGCGAUUGCAAAUUAGUCUUUGAAGUCCCUAAAGAAGCUAGGCCAUUUAAUCUCAACCUUUGUUUUUACUGCAUUGCGAAGAGGGGGAAUUUCCGGGUUAUUGUUAAAAUACCAUGUCACUUUUCCAUGAAAGAGGGAGACUCUGGAUGUACUGAUCAGUUAUGUGGAGAUGUAUUUUUUUGGGGGAUAAAUCUUGUUCUGUCUCUUCCUCACCUGUCAUUCAGAUGCUUCACCUGACAAUAGGACGCGUGGGGUGCUUUCUUUCCAGGCGAGCGGUGGUGGCACUGACAAACAGUGGUGUGAGGAUGUCAAGCCAUGGCCACCAAGGUAUUCAUUGAUGUUGAACUGCAUGCAUAAUUGUCUGUUGCAAAAAUUGUUUAUUUUCAGUUCAAAUAUGUAUUAAAAAAAAGUAUCACAAUACACAGCCUAGUUCAGGUCUCUCCAACCCUGUUCCUGGAGAGCUACCCUUGUGUAGGUUUUCGCUCCAACCCCAGUUGUAACUAACUAGAUUCAGCUUAUCAACCUGCUAAUUAUUAGAAUCAGUUGUGCUAGAUUAGGGUUGGAGUGUACCUACAGGACAGUAGCGCUCCAAGAACAUGGUUGGAGAGCCCUGGUGUUGUGUGGAGAGCCCUGGUGUUGUGUAGAGACACCUUUAGUCAUGCUAGGUACAUUUGAAAUAGCAUGACCUGCUGUGCCAUUGCACUUAUCAGCAGAUUGUGGUGCAUUUCAAGUAGUGAAUGGAGCUACAAGCACAAAUACCUGAGGCCUUUACCGCAAACUCCCCUGCACAUACUUUCUAUCAUCAACGAUGUGUCCUGUCUCCUGUAUUGUAGAGGUGUCCGACAAAGUGGACAUGUCCCAGCCAAUGUACUCGGAUCGUCUGGACACCCCUCUGCCAGACAGACCAUGGAAGGAUGUCCUCGACUCUACGGAUAAGAGCCUGAAACAAAAGGAGAAGGGUCCCUGGACUGCACUGUCCAAGGAGGAGAAAAUUGCCUGUAAGCCCCUCCCCCUCUCAUUCCUUCUCAUGUCACAGCCUUCAAUCCUGCUAUUCUUAAAAUGUCUCCCUCUCUAUCCCAGUGUACAGGCUGAAGUUCAACCACACCUAUCCUGAGAUGAAGAGGCCCUCCCAUGAGUGGAAGACUGUCAUCGGUGGGAUGUUCAUCUUCUUUGGCAUCACUGGUCUGGUGGUCUUUUGGCAGGGCCACUAUGGUAAGACUUAAUAAUCAAUUAAUUAAAGGGUAUUUUAACAUUAGGAGCAUGCUCUCCACAGUUGCACGACAGAUGCCUCAUUCCUUCAACCUUAUGCUGUGUCUAAACUAUUUUGAUGAAACUGCAUUUCUCAUGGUUGAUUGCUAAACCUCCUCAAGUAAUUAUCACAUGGAUGGGCGACUGUUCCGUCCUCAAACUUGCUGUUCCUUUUUUAUCCUUUGUGUGUCCCACAGUGUACCCACCCCAACCUCCUACCUUUGGUGAGGAGUGGCAGGCUAAGCAGAUCCAGAGGAUGCUGGAUAUGCGGGUCAACCCAAUUGAGGGCUUCUCUGCCCAGUGGGACUACAAGAACAAACAAUGGAAGUAA
Messenger RNA from Coregonus sp. 'balchen', 13006 nucleotides. Lineage: Eukaryota; Metazoa; Chordata; Actinopteri; Salmoniformes; Salmonidae. The record is from the annotation of a GenBank genome assembly.